AUGUAUGUCAGGGUCUCAAACAAACGGACAGAUAAUGAUUAUAAAUUUGGGCUAAGCACGAGGUCGUGGAUACGAUUCCAUUACCAAACAACCUUAUUGAGGUUUGGUUUACUAGGUUUCAUUAACGCGGGGGCGCCACCGACGGCCGGCGUCCAGGCGCCAUUGCCGAUCAAUACCCCCCGAGAGUCCCCGAAGAGUUACGAGCACGCUCGAAUACAACCGAUCUCCCCCGAUCGUUUCCCGCACAUGACAAAUUGCAAAACUGUGAUAAGUGACCGUUGUUUAUGUUGUUUUCCAACUAAAAUUCAUUGUUUAGUGAUUAGUCGCGCUGGAGCGACAUCGGGCAUGCGCCGCGUAGCA
Messenger RNA from Brenthis ino (lesser marbled fritillary), 360 nucleotides. The record is from the annotation of a GenBank genome assembly. Lineage: Eukaryota; Metazoa; Arthropoda; Insecta; Lepidoptera; Nymphalidae.